AUGCAUGGCCCGUGGACACGUGGACUGCACACGUGCAGAAUUCGGUCAUCUCCGUUGCAAAAUCUCAUCAUAGCAAUUGAAGACAAGGGAAGGAAAUCUUGUUCAUCAAUGGCAACCACCGCAGAGAAUGAAGUAUCUGCACUGAAACAAAAGUUGCAGGAUUUGGUUAAGAGUAUCGUGGACAAUGAUGAUUACCCCGUUCAAGCCGCCAACGAGGCUAUCCAUGCUCUUUCUACUCUCAAGGAUUUGAAAUGCACCACUCCUCUCUCAACCAACUUGGAUGAUUCAGGCGUACCUUCGCACUAUCGAUGCCCUCUCUCCAAUCACUUGAUGUCAGAUCCUGUUAUAUUGACCUCUGGACAGACUUUUGAUCGUCCAUUCAUCCAGAAUUGGCUGAAUCGGGUCCACGGAAUGUGCCCUCAGACCCACCAAGUCCUCUCUCACGUUAUUCUUACUCCUAAUUUCUUGCUCCAAAGCAUGAUCUCAAACUGGUGCAAACUGAGCGGAGUUGACAUUCCGAAGCCUGUUUUUGACAUUCACGACGAACAGGUAACCGAGGCACACAGACACCGUUUGCGUUCAUUGCUCUUCAAGCUGUCACUGUCAGUUUCUGAACAGAAAGAAGCUGCAAAAGAGCUUCGCCAGUUAGCAAAACAAAUGUCCGGAAUUCGAUCACUCUUUGGGAACUUGCAAAUGAUUCAGCUAUUGAUCCGUCCGUUAUCAUCCGGCACAGCUUCUGUGGACACCGAUCUCCAAGAGGAUUUGAUUUCUACUCUUCUAAAUCUCACAAUUAACGAUGUCAACAAGAGGGUGUUCAUAGAAAACGAAAGCGUCAUCACCGUUCUCAUUGAUUCAUUGAAAUGCGGAACAGUUGAAACAAGAAGCAAUGCAGCUGCUGCUUUUUCCUCAUUAUCAUCUCUUGAUUCAAACAAGCACAUAAUUGGAAAAUCUGGAGCUAUAAAACCCUUGGUGAAUUUACUAGAGGAGGGAGACCCAUUAGCCAUGAAAGAUGCUGGUUCAGCCUUGUUCAAACUAUGUUUUGCCCGUGAAAAUAUAGCGAGGACCGUACGAGAAGGGGUAGUGCAGGUUAUUCUUGGCAAGAUCGUUGACCAUGUUCUUGUUGAUGAGUUGUUGUCACUGUUGGCACUUUUGGCUACACACGCUAAAGCCGUUGAAGAGUUGGUGAGUCACGGUGGUGUCCGUUUCUUGCUUGAUAUCUUGAGGGAUAACACAGAGGAACGCAUCCAGGAGAACAUUGCUGUUAUUCUACAUCUAGUCUGUUGCCAUGACAAAGAAAAAAGAGAGGAGAUUAAAGAGGAAGAAAUGGUCCAUAGCACACUCUCUAAGCUUGAACAUAACGGGUCCUCAAGGGCUAAAAGAAAAGCUAGCUCCAUCCUUCAGUGUCUUGGCAUAGAUUAUUCCACUUCGCGAUACACUCAAAUUUCAGAGUUGGUCCGUGUGAAAGGCACGGUAGGACUUAACCGUACAAAGGAAUUGCAAUAUUAUACACUCAAGACGCACUAUGUCGAGAGUGAUGGUAAUGAGCUUGUGGAGGAGUGUAGUUUGGUUAACGUCACCAUCAAUGAGGAAGAGAACAAGAUAGAGUAG
This is a messenger RNA of Sphenostylis stenocarpa, 1608 nucleotides long. The record is from the annotation of a GenBank genome assembly. Lineage: Eukaryota; Viridiplantae; Streptophyta; Magnoliopsida; Fabales; Fabaceae.